Molecule: messenger RNA, 1037 nt
Organism: Gekko japonicus
Lineage: Eukaryota; Metazoa; Chordata; Lepidosauria; Squamata; Gekkonidae
Product: ovomucoid-like
Exons: 12
Coding region: 20-853 (277 amino acids)
Molecular function (GO): serine-type endopeptidase inhibitor activity; protein binding
Source: RefSeq, a predicted model, not a curated record
UGUUUCCUCUGUGACCAGAAUGGGUGUCUUUGUCCUUGCUGUGGCACUUCUGUGUGUCUCAGGAGUUUUCAGUCAGUUAGAAGUACCAAAAGGAGAACCAGAAAAAAACUCAGGAAAUGUGAGAGACCUGAUUCCGCUUGAUUGUAGUCAGAUUCCGACUUCUAUGGAGAGACCGGAGAAGCUUGAAUGCCCAUCCAUUCCUCAUCCAGUCUGUGGCACAGAUGAUCAAGAAUAUGUAAAUGAAUGCAUGAUUUGUCAACAUAAUGUAGACCACAAGACAAAUGUUGGCCGGAAACAUGAUGGGCCGUGCAAGAAAGAGAACAAAAAUGCGAACUCAGGAAAUGUGAGAGACCUGAUUCCGCUUGAUUGUAGUCAGAUUCCGACUUCUAUGGAGAGACCGGAGAAGCUUGAAUGCCCAUCCAUUCCUCAUCCAGUCUGUGGCACAGAUGAUCAAGAAUAUGUAAAUGAAUGCAUGAUUUGUCAACAUAAUGUAGACCACAAGACAAAUGUUGGCCGGAAACAUGAUGGGCCGUGCAUGAAAGAGAACAAAGAUGCGAUCUCUCUUCUGCCAGUAGAAUCUGAGGAACAUCUGCUUAACAGACUCAAACCAAUAACAGUCAUGAAAGCAGGAGGAUUUCUGCUCCUCAGUCUGACACUGUUCUUCUUUUACACAGGUACUACCAUCGAAGCAACUUGGCUGGAUUGUACAGGGUAUCCCAGAAGAGCGUGCACCUAUGACUACCGUCCUCUUUGUGGUACUGAUGGAAUAACCUAUAGCAACCAGUGUUUGUUCUGCAAUGCCUACGUCUGGCAGCGUGGGAGGCUUAGCCUGAGGCACAUGGGAGCUUGCUAAAAUUUUACGGAUGCACGAGAGUAAAGAGAGCCUACAAGAGAAUGUCCACUUCAUUUCCUGCCUUCCUAAUAUAAUCAUCACCUGAAAGGAACCCUUUCUUGCCUUGUUCCUGCUCCAUUGAAUCCAAGCCAUUCGUUUUAAAUAAAACAAAGCUUUCUGCUUCUUACACAGCUUGCUUAAUUGC